Molecule: messenger RNA, 912 nt
Organism: Symbiodinium sp. CCMP2456
Lineage: Eukaryota; Dinophyceae; Suessiales; Symbiodiniaceae
Source: the annotation of a GenBank genome assembly
AUGUUGCCCAACACACCCGGCUCGCCGCAGAUGCGGCUGAGGCGUUGGAACUUUGCCGGAAAUGCUCCUGAGCUGCCACAGCUUUCAAGGCGCAUGAAGCGGGGCGCGAAGGCUAUGCGCGACCUCCGGCCACUAGCAGAAAACACACCGAACCAGCGGCCUCUAACCGAGCGGACCUUGGAUGCGGCACAGGAUUGGAGCGUGAACAGCACACCUUUGGGGGGUGCCGCCGGUGCAGCCGCCACUUGUGGUCUUGAGCUUUCUGAGGAAUCCAGGAGCCAUUUCUUCGGGCACCGCACAGGUCUGGAUGUCGAGGCGGAGCUUCAACGUCAGGCCGUUCUCCUGAAGGGCCUCCUCAGGGAUGUCGCCGUCAUGCGAGACACAGUCUGGCACCUCUCGGACGAGCUAGCCUGCAUCUCGUUCGCACAAGGCACAGACGGUGUCUCAGCACCUCAGAACGAUCUCGAGCAGCUUUCAGCAGAUGUAAGGGAACUGCAGCAGGCCUUUGGCUGUUUCAGCCGCCAGGAUUUGGAGGAAGUGGAACGCGCAAAGCUCGCGUCCUACCAAGAGAGCCGCAGCCUUGAGGAGACGCGUUUGGAAGAGGAUGCUUCCGCGAGCUUCCGUGAGCUCGAGACCCGCUUCGAAGAGCAUAGCCGGAUGCUGGAGAGCAGGUUUGAGGAUCUGAAUCCUAGCAUCAAGCAUCUUGAGACACGCCUGGAAGAGCACAAGAACACGCUAGAUGCCCGUUUCGGCGAUCUGCACCUGAGCUGGCUUGAGGCCAGGUUCGAGGAGCAACGGCAGCUGCUGGAGAUGCGGUUCGCUGAGCACAAGCACUUGGAGACGCGCUUCGAGGAGCACCGGAGCAGCCUCAGCAGCACUCUGGAGGCUCGCUUGGAGGAGAGCCGGAAGAUU